Messenger RNA from Candida dubliniensis CD36, 399 nucleotides. RefSeq names its product prefolding complex chaperone subunit. The transcript has a single exon. The record is from RefSeq and is a predicted model, not a curated record. Lineage: Eukaryota; Fungi; Ascomycota; Pichiomycetes; Serinales; Debaryomycetaceae. The coding region runs from base 1 to 399 and encodes 132 amino acids.
AUGAAUCAAGAAGCAUUACAAAAAGUUUUAAUUGAAAUGGAUAAUCAAUUAAAUAAAUCUCAAUCCGAAUUAUCUAUGAUUAAUUUACAACUUGAACGAAUUAAUCAUAAUUUAAAAAUAAUUGAUACUACUAAAAAUAAAUUAAAUAAUAUUAUUAUUGGUGAUAAUGAUAAUAAUGGUGAUAAUAAUCAUUAUCAUUAUCAAUCAAAUGAAAAAAUUUGGCAAAAUUGUGGUAAAGCAUUUAUAUCAACUAAUUUUAAAACUUAUUUAAAUCAAUUAAAUAAAGAUAAUAAAAAUUAUCAAGAUAUAAAAAAGAGUUUAAUUAUAAAACAAGAUUAUUUAAAAACUACUGUUGAAAAAACUAUUGAAGGAAUGACAAAUAUCGUUGGUAAAAAAUAA